AUGUCUCCGCCUCUUUCUUUGCGCACUCGCUGCGUGUCUCAGUUAACAAGUUGCCUUUUGCCUUCACCCUCAACAGCACACCUAACCCGGUUGUAUUUUGCACAUUGUCUUUCUUAUCUCCGUUGUGAAGAGAAACGCACAGACAAAUCCGCAGUCUCCGGGGCCAUUCGCCUGCACAUGUCCGUCGAAAUCGAGGGAGAAGAACAGGUUGCUCCAUAUCAUGUUCAAUACACAUGCCUCCACGAGAAUAUAUUCCAUUUCCUCUCAGAAAGGCAGCCUCCCGUCAUCAUGCCAGAUCAAAUUCGCAAGCCUUCUGGCUCCACAGGCCCGUUUGGAGACACGGUAAUGAUCCCUCGUGAAAUGGUAGCUGUGAAGGAGAUGGCCAAAAAGGAUGGAAUCUCCUAG
Messenger RNA from Protopolystoma xenopodis, 405 nucleotides. The record is from the annotation of a GenBank genome assembly. Lineage: Eukaryota; Metazoa; Platyhelminthes; Monogenea; Polystomatidea; Polystomatidae.